Cercopithifilaria johnstoni is the source of this 1083-nucleotide messenger RNA. The record is from the annotation of a GenBank genome assembly. Lineage: Eukaryota; Metazoa; Nematoda; Chromadorea; Rhabditida; Onchocercidae.
AUGAAUGCAACAUUACAAAAAAAACUGGAAAUCGCAUUAAAGCCAUCUCAUUUGAGUAUCGAAGAUUUCAGCGAUGGAUGCGGAUUGAAAUUUCGUCUGGUUAUUGUUUCCGAUAGCUUUGACAACAAAACGACCUUAGCAUCGCAUCGAUUGGUUUAUGAUGUUUUAAAAGAAGAAAUGCAAGCAAUACACGCGCUUGAAAUCAAAACUUAUACACCUGAAAAGUGGAAUGCAAUGGAUGAAAGCGAAAGGAUGUUUAUUUAUCAAUUGUUGAAGUGGACAUCCGGUAGUUCUACCAGUGAAGAGGGAGAACAACAACCAGAUGAAAAAAUCAGUGAAAGACUUGCAACAGAAUUCGCUUCUGCUUGCACUUACUUACCCAUUGCACUUAGUGAGGGCCUAAUUUCACGUGAAGACCGGUUAUAUUUUUAUGCUCGAUAUAAGCUUGUUACAUACGGAAAAGCUGAUGCCAGUAGGAGGCCCAAAAUAUACGAUAUUAUUAGUCGUGAAAAAUUCGAUGCCUGGUUAGCAUUGAGCGAUAUGUCAACAGCGGAAGCUAUGAGACAGUAUGUUGCGAGGCUUAUUGAACUCGACCUUGGUUGGGACGCAAGCCAAAUCUAUCGUAUUCGUUAUGGAGUUAGACCGAGUACAUUAGCGGAUGCUAAAUCUACUGAAACAGAAUCAUCUGACAUGAGUUUGGAGCAGAUUGAAUGGUUUGCUGCGUUAGAUGAAGGCAAUGUCGAGAAACUAAGAAAUCUUCUAGCUGGCAAUCUAGAGCUUCUGGAGGAAAGGAAUGAGAAUCAAUUAACUGCAUUGCACUGGGCUUCUGACCGUGGAAAAUUGGAACUUGUUAAGUUUCUCGUUGAUGCUGGGGCUAAUGUUAAUAUUCAAGAUUAUGGUGGACAAACGCCUCUCCAUUAUGCCGUUUCAUGUUCCCAUCGAUCUGUAGUCGGUUUUUUGCUCAAGAAUGGUGCUGAUCCAGCAGUGGCUGAUUUUGAAGGGAACUGUGCGUUGGAUAUCGUCAGUGAUAAAGUUAUUAGGAGAAUGUUAGAAGAUGCUCUUCCAGGAGGAGUUAAAUCUUGA